Striga asiatica is the source of this 501-nucleotide messenger RNA. The record is from the annotation of a GenBank genome assembly. Lineage: Eukaryota; Viridiplantae; Streptophyta; Magnoliopsida; Lamiales; Orobanchaceae.
AUGAAAAAUGGAGGCUGUAAGUUUUUCUCUUGGGUCGACCCUCCUACCUGUGACCGGCCUGAAAAAAUCAUGCCUGGGUUAUUGAAGAAGAUGAAGGCACUAGAGAGAGCAAAUGAAAACUUCAAAUUUGAGAAUACCAAAUUGGAGGAGAAGGUUGAAAAACUGGAGGAGAAGGUUGAAAAAUUGCAGAAAAAGGUUGAAAAAUUGCAAGCAUUGAACAAGAGGUUGGUUGAAAAGAAAGAAAAAAUGGAGAUGAAAAUGGGGUUUGCAUUGGCUAUAGCAGCUUUGUUGUGUACUUGUCUCCUUGAUUUUGGAAUACCCAUGAUAGUUAGUCUUUCCCUCCUUCACAGUGGGCAGGCAAGAAUAUGGGGCAUGGCACAACAGAGAGAAACAGAGAAGGAGGAUAAUGGAAGACAACAGCUUGCCCAGACUCAUCAGCUUCCUAUCCUCACUGCAAAACAAAACUCAACUGCACAACUCAACCAUUUCAUUGUCAACUAA